CCCAGGGAAAGACUUCUAAUUCUCAUUCCAAGUAAAGCAUCCAAACCUGAGAUUUCGAUGCCAAGUAGCCCUUCGCACGUCAACACGAAAAAUCUGAAGUCUGAAUGUAAUUACAACCGCAAGCAAAGCAAAGCGAAGCCAUUGGCAUAGCUCACUCCGUCUCUCCCCCUCUCUCCGGCAUUGGACUCCGACAAUCCUAGCAUGGAGGACAGCGGCGGUAGCUUACCCAAGCCAGUGGCAGUGUUGGUCUGUAUCUCCAUGACACUGCUUUAUGUCGCAAUCCUCUAUGUUCCAACUUUAGUUCUCCGCCUCCCACCUCCGUCGUCCUACAAGGUUCUCAUGAUCCGACGGUUUAUCUGCGCCGCCGUAUCCGCCAUCGUGUCUGUCGUCUUCUGUGCUUUUAUCCUUCCGACAAGAAUCAGGAAGGCAUCUUCUUUGCUGGGUGUUUAUGGCAUUCGAAUGGACCACAUUUGGCAAGCAGUUGUUUUUCCUCUUCUUCUCACAUCUCUUAUGUAUACUGGAUCGUUGGUCUUGAAAACUCUUUUAGUGGCCAAAAAAUGGAAAGAGAAUACAAGUCGAGGUCAUGGACCUUUGUUUGAUAGUAUCAAAACCAUCCUGCGAGAGUUCCCAUGCCGGAUGUUGUCAGCUGCUUCAAAUGUUUCGUUUUGGCGUACUUUUGUCGUGGCACCGCUAACAGAGGAGCUGGUGUUUAGGGCAUGUAUGAUACCUUUACUUCUCUGUGGAGGAUUUAAUGUGUAUGCUGCCAUUUUUCUGAGCCCCAUUUUCUUCAGUUUGGCUCAUUUGAACCACACGAUGGAGAUCUGCAGUCACUAUAACUAUAGCUUGCUCAAAGCUUCCAUGAUUAUAGGUCACAAGCUUGGUUACACUCUGGUUUUUGGUUCAUAUGCUUCAUUCCUCUUCAUUCGAACAGGACAUCUUGUUUCUCCUUUAGCCGCUCAUAUAUUUUGCAAUUACAUGGGAUUGCCUGUCAUAUUUGUGCAGAGCAAAGUUGCUCGUCAUAAUUGUUAUCAAAGCCUAAAUACAUUGAAGAUGAAUUAUGUGAUAGGGUAGUCCCAUAGUCACUAGUCAGCAAAAGGGUUUACUUCCAGGAAAGGGGUUUAAACAUUGACUUUGAAUGCAAUGAAGAUUUGUUUUUAAUAGGAUAAAUGGUUGAGAAACAAACUUAGAGAUCUGGAUGUUAAAGGGUAUCAAUUAGCCUAACUGCUAAACUCUUCCAAAAUACAAGCUGCUGGAUUGAGAAGCUAGACUAGCCACUGUUUAUACAGUUAUUGUCAUAUUCUGGUCUUUUUCAUUAGACUUUGUUGACAUAUUUCAAAUCUUUGCCAUCAUAAUAAAAGUUCAGAUUAUCUACAUAACUGGUCCUUUAAUUUUUCAUUUGCAAUCUUCAGGCUUCAAACUAUUGGAUUAAUGACAUAUAUGAUACAAGGUCUUCAGAUUUUCAACAAUAGGCCAUAGCUCUGAGAUGUGCUCUUCAUAUUGUUUGCCUUAUUCAUGAUUCUCAGACAUUUAUUACACGUUUUUUCACCAUCACAUUUAACACAUUCCAUCUUUAGACAAUCAUACAUAUUCACUUGAUUCAUUUAUAUUUUAUUCUCUCUUGGAGAGUUUCCCAUGUUCAAACCUCACCUUUUAUCUUCAUCAUUGUUUUAGGGCUAGUGACUCCGGCCUUUGUAGCUGGAACAGCGGCCUUUGUGCUGCUUCUUUUUCCAAUGACACAACCUGAUUUGUACAAUGACAGAACAGAUAACUGCAGAUGUUGGCAUGGAUAUUGUUCAUGGAGUUAAAAGUUGCGAGGAUGAAUAUCUCUGUUGUUAAAUUAAAUAGAUAGUGUAUCAUUAGCAUAACAAGAAUAAAUCAUGGGUGUCUAUUGUUUCUUUAUGCCUCGUUCUGUCUUUAGACAUUCUUGAUGUUAAGACAUUUCAUUGACAUACCAGUGAUUACUAAGAAUCCAGUUUGUAUUUAAUUCUGAGGAUAUUUCACUUU
Rubroshorea leprosula is the source of this 2004-nucleotide messenger RNA. The record is from the annotation of a GenBank genome assembly. Lineage: Eukaryota; Viridiplantae; Streptophyta; Magnoliopsida; Malvales; Dipterocarpaceae.